Poeciliopsis prolifica (blackstripe livebearer) is the source of this 1418-nucleotide messenger RNA. RefSeq names its product ureidopropionase, beta (gene upb1). Gene Ontology annotation, molecular function: beta-ureidopropionase activity. The coding region runs from base 105 to 1256 and encodes 383 amino acids. The record is from RefSeq and is a predicted model, not a curated record. The transcript is spliced from 10 exons. Lineage: Eukaryota; Metazoa; Chordata; Actinopteri; Cyprinodontiformes; Poeciliidae.
CACAGAUAAGCCGCACAACGAGCGGAACUCGAACAAACAGAGACAGUGACCGGGGGGCACGAGGCUCUGCCGAGGAGGCGCGAGCGCGAGGAAGUCGCACAAACAUGUCCGCGUGCGAGUUCGAGUCGCUGGAGAAAUGUCUGGAGGCCCACCUUCCGGAGGCCGAGCUGGCGGAAGUGAAGCGUCUCCUGUUCGGGAGAGAAGCGCCGAAGUUGGUUCUCCCACCCUGCGCUGUGGAAGCUGCAGCCGAGCGGCAGUUUGAGCUGAAAGGCUACAAGUUUGACGCCGCGCAGGAGCAGCUGAGGCCGCCCAGAAGAGUCCGAGUGGGCCUGGUUCAGCACCGCAUCGUCCUGCCUACCGACGCCCCGAUCCUGGACCAGGUCGGCGCCAUGCACAGCCGCAUCGGGGAAAUCGUGGAGGUAGCCGCCAUGUGUGGCGUUAACGUCAUCUGCUUCCAGGAGACCUGGACCAUGCCGUUUGCUUUCUGCACUCGGGAGAAAGAGCCGUGGACGGAGUUUGCAGAGUCUGCAGAGGAAGGGAACACCACGCGGUUCUGCCAGGAGCUCGCCAAAAAGCACAACAUGGUGGUCAUCUCCCCAAUUCUUGAGCGAGAGGAGCUGCACAGCACUCUGUGGAACACCGCGGUGGUGAUCUCCAAUUCAGGAAACGUGCUGGGAAAGAGUCGGAAGAACCACAUCCCCAGGGUGGGAGACUUUAAUGAGUCCACGUAUUACAUGGAGGGCGACACGGGCCACACGGUGUUCCAGACGCAGUUCGGGAAGCUUGCCGUGAACAUCUGCUACGGGCGCCACCACCCACUCAACUGGUUCAUGUACAGCAUGAACGGAGCCGAGAUCAUCUUCAACCCCUCAGCCACCGUUGGAGCUCUGAGCGAGCCCAUGUGGCCGAUCGAGGCCAGGAACGCAGCGAUAGCCAAUCACUGCUUCACGUGUGCCAUCAACCGUGUCGGGACAGAACACUUCAAAAGUGAAUUCACAUCUGGGGACGGAAAGAAAGCUCACCAUGACUUUGGUCACUUCUAUGGGUCCAGUUAUGUGGCCGGUCCUGACGGCAGCCGCACCCCGGGUCUCUCUAGGACCCGAGACGGACUGCUGGUGGUGGAGCUGGAUCUGAAUCUCAACAGACAAGUCAGCGACAAAUGGAGCUUUAAGAUGACUGGGCGGUACGCAGAGUACGCAGAAAAACUGGGAGAGGCUGUAAGACCUGACUUCAAACCCAAAAUAAUAAAGGAGUAGAACGUAUAACCUCACAAAGAGCAGCGCCCUCUAUGAACAAGUGAUUGUUCAGUUCAGUAAAGAUCUGCUGGAAGAUUUAAUGCACAUAUGCAAGUGUGUGGAAAAUUCACUGUAAGAUGGUAAUAAAUUAAAGGGUCCACUUUGAUUGGACUAAAAAAAAAA